Haemonchus placei is the source of this 756-nucleotide messenger RNA. Lineage: Eukaryota; Metazoa; Nematoda; Chromadorea; Rhabditida; Trichostrongylidae. The record is from the annotation of a GenBank genome assembly.
AUGGCCGGCACUUCCUUUUCCAAUCAGCAGUUGGAUGUAAUCUGCACUGCCCUUUAUCAGGCAAAAGACGGUGAUCAGCUGGUCCAUCUUUUUCGAGAUAUCGACUCCCAAGUCCUGUGCUCUGAUUGGACGUCACAACCCGUCCGAAUUGCAUACAUUUACGCUCUCUAUCAUGCCGGCAACUAUGACCGAUUAUUCGAGGUGAUCGGAAGAUCGAGAUUCGACGAGAAAUACUUCAAAGAAUUACAAGAAAUAUGGUACAAAGCACGAUACAAAGAGGCUCGGCUGGGACUGAUUCGGCGAAGUUCCUGGAAGGCUAAUAUACCAAAAAAUAGUGUGGCUCCUGACGAUGGGAAAACCUACUUCGGAGUUUUUCAGAAUGAGUCAAAACGCGGAAAGGAGUUAGGUGCAGUGGAAAAGUAUCGUCUACGACGAAAGUACCCACCACCGCGAAGCAUUUGGGACGGACAAGAAACCAUUUACUCAUUUAAGGAAAAUAGUAGAAAGUACUUGAAGCAGUUCUACAAGCAGAAUCAGUAUCCCACCCUCGACCAAAAGAAGGAAAUCUCUCGAGCUACAGAUUUGGAGAUCGUGCAGAUUUCAAAUUGGUUCAAGAAUCGUCGUCAAAGGGAUAAGACGAGGAUGGAGUGCGCGCAGUAUGGUCGACCGCAAAUGGUGCAACUGCAAACACUUGCCUACAGUAAUCUACCACUGAAUAUGAAUAUCAGUAUGCCGUAUUCGUGCAAAAUGGAGUAA